Messenger RNA from Eucalyptus grandis, 2212 nucleotides. Its product is annotated as probable trehalose-phosphate phosphatase F. NCBI's taxonomy places the organism in Eukaryota, Viridiplantae, Streptophyta, Magnoliopsida, Myrtales, Myrtaceae. The record is from RefSeq and is a predicted model, not a curated record. The transcript has 13 exons. The coding region runs from base 615 to 1772 and encodes 385 amino acids. Gene Ontology annotation, biological process: trehalose biosynthetic process. Gene Ontology annotation, molecular function: trehalose-phosphatase activity.
CAAUCCUUCUCUCUCCCUCUCUCUCUCUCUCUUCCUGCGUUUCUUCGACAUUCUCGCGCUCCGCGGCUCGCGCGCUUCGCUUAGGGUUUCGGCGGUUUCUCCCUCCUCGCCGGGUGCAGUUUCCGGCCGUCUUCCUCGCUCGCUCGUUGGAACCCCGCGCGGAAUUUUCCGGCGGCGAGUACUCCCCGAGGGGCCCGACGCUCGACGCGGGCGUUUCGUCGUUCGAGGUCCUUGGCUCCCCGUGUUACGUGCGAGACGUGUUCCCCGUCGUUUGCGUGAUUUUGGGAAGGAGCAGAUUCUUACACCUGAGAUUUGGAAGCGAUUCACUCCAUCCUUCUGAUGUACUUCUCCAUGCUGAUGCUUAAUCUUUUGCUAUAAAUGUUGUUUGGCUUUAGAGAUGAGAAGUUCUCAGGAAGCCUAUGCUUAAUGGACUGCUCACCCAACAGCAGCAGCGAUAAGAAGACUCUGAAGCGGUGGUUCUUUAUAGACAAAAGGGUUGGGUAAAGAAAACAGGGUUACAGGUGCCUAGAUCUCCAUUCUGACCAAGUGGCUGUUUAAAGAAUUCGUUUUGGUUUAGAGUAUAUAUAUAUACCGUAGCAAGAAAUCUGGAUCCAAUGGAAAUGAAGCCUAAUCAUGCUUCUCCUGUUCUUACCGAUCCUGCUCCUGUUACCAAGUCAAGGCUUGGCAUCCGCUCCAGCUUGUUGCCACAGCAUGGAGCACCUUUUUCCUCGAGCAGGCACAUAAUGAUUCCGAGGAGAAAGCCUGGAAUACUAGAUGAUGUCCGUUCCAAUGGCUGGCUCGAUGCCAUGAAAGCAUCCUCUCCCCCUCGCAAAAAGCUUGUCAGGGAUUUCACUUUUGAAGCUGCUGCAGAUGACUCCGAUGCUGCUUAUGUGUCCUGGAUGCUUAAGCAUCCAUCAGCUCUCAAUUCUUUUGAGCAAAUAAUUGAGCAGGCUAAGAACAAGAAGAUAGCAAUGUUUCUGGACUAUGAUGGUGUUCUGUCACCAAUUGUUGAUGACCCAGAUUGUGCACUAAUGUCUGAUGAUAUGCGUGUAGCUGUAAAGAAUGUUGCAGAUCACUUUCCUACUGCAAUUAUCAGUGGAAGGAGUCGUGACAAGGUUUACGAUUUGGUAGGACUAACUGAACUUUACUAUGCUGGUAGUCAUGGAAUGGACAUUAUGGGCCCUGUCAACAGCAGUGUGUCCAAUGACCACCCGAGCUGUGUUAAAUCAACUGACCAACAGGGCAAGGAGGUAAAUCUCUUCCAGCCCGCUAGAGAAUUUUUACCCGUGAUUGAUGAGGUUUUUAGAACCCUUGUCGAGAACACAAAGGGUAUCAAAGGCGCAAAAGUUGAGAAUCACAAGUUUUGUGCCUCUGUACAUUAUCGUAAUGUAGAUGAAAAGAAUUGGCCAGUUAUUGCUCAGUGUGUUCAUGAUAUUUUGAAAGAGUAUCCCCGUUUGCGGUUAACACAUGGACGGAAGGUUUUAGAGGUCCGUCCAGUGAUUGACUGGAACAAGGGAAAGGCAGUUGAGUUUUUGCUUGAUUCUCUUGGGCUGAGUGACACUGAAGAUGUGCUUCCGAUCUACAUUGGGGACGACAAGACAGAUGAAGAUGCAUUUAAGGUGCUGCGAGAAGGGAAUUUUGGUUUUGGUAUUCUAGUAUCUUCAACACCUAAGGAAACUAGUGCUGUUUACUCACUCAAGGAUCCAUCAGAGGUCAUGGAAUUUUUGAAGUCCCUGGGUAAUUGGAAGAAGACCGAAGAAGCGGGGAAAUGAUUGAGAAUCAAAGGCACCUCAACAAGUAUACUGCAGAAAGCCAGAUCAGAUCAAGGCUCUUGUGUUGUUGUUUUUUUUUUUUUUUUUUUUUUUCUGCUUACAAUAAAGCGAGGCCUUCUGCUUGCGAUUUUUCUCUUCUGGGCAACCUAGUGGUAAUUAUUUUUUCGUCUGAAGGUUUUCCCAUUGCUCUGCACGUGUUCCAUUGGCCGAGCGGAUGGUCAGUUCAUUUCUUAGUCUAGUCAAGUACUAAUUAUCGAGACAGACGAUGCCGAGGGAAUCGCAUGUGGAUGGUCGUGGUUUUUACUAGUUCAUAGCUGUGUAUUCCUGUCUUUGAAGGGGUCAGUCUGUUCUUUUGAGUCUCUCCUGAGUUCUGUGAUUAUGUAAAGAGCAACGGAUGAUCGUAAUUUAAUUCAGAAAGAAAAGCUGUACUUUUUAAGCGA